Patiria miniata (bat star) is the source of this 3229-nucleotide messenger RNA. RefSeq names its product mitochondrial tRNA methylthiotransferase CDK5RAP1-like (gene cdk5rap1). The record is from RefSeq and is a predicted model, not a curated record. Gene Ontology annotation, molecular function: 4 iron, 4 sulfur cluster binding; tRNA-2-methylthio-N(6)-dimethylallyladenosine(37) synthase activity. NCBI's taxonomy places the organism in Eukaryota, Metazoa, Echinodermata, Asteroidea, Valvatida, Asterinidae. Gene Ontology annotation, cellular component: mitochondrion; cytosol. The transcript has 10 exons. Gene Ontology annotation, biological process: negative regulation of cyclin-dependent protein serine/threonine kinase activity; tRNA modification. The coding region runs from base 27 to 1961 and encodes 644 amino acids.
ACAAAUGUUUGCGAACGAGUUCAAACAUGGCGGCCUCCAUUUGCCCGAGAAGUGUAACUCAUUUCCGCCGAAAAUGUUUGAUUUUUCGUCACAACAGAGGAUUUUCUAAUAGUAUGAAGCUAAGAGUGGCUGCUCACCACUAUGAGGAAGUUAAUAAUGCAUUUAAUGCAGCUUUUCAUCGUCCCAUCGUCAAGAAAUUGUCGUUUGCAAUCCGACAUGCUCGUGCCUGCAGUAACGUUUCACACGAUGUUGUUGGUAAAGGUACGCAGUUGACUCGCAAGAGGGCGGAGUUAAGUGACAAGUUGGAGGAUGGUCCUUCUCUUCAGGAUUUCAUUAUAGCAUCGAACCAAUCUGAGAGUGUCUACGAUGAAGACCUGACACAAGAACCGGUACCAUACCUUCUGAGAAAUUCAACAGAAGCAAGGAACCGAAAGGUAUAUUUUGAGACCUACGGUUGCCAGAUGAACGUGAAUGACACGGAGAUUGCCUGGGCCAUAUUGCGAGAGGAAGGUUUUCAAAAAGUGGAUGACGUCUUAAAGGCUGACGUGAUCUUGGCAGUCACUUGUGCAAUCAGGGAGAAUGCAGAGCAGAAAAUCUGGAAUCGUCUGGAGUACUUCCAAGCGCUGAAGAAACGACGGCGGAGAAACCAGCCUCCUCUGAAAGUGGGCCUCUUGGGGUGUAUGGCUGAGCGUCUGAAGAAAGAAAUCUUAGAGCGAAGCAAGAUAGUGGACAUAGUUGCCGGCCCCGAUGCUUACAGAGACCUCCCCAGGCUGCUCUCUGUGGCCCACUCCGGUCAGGCGGCCAUCAACGUCAUGCUGUCCAUGGACGAGACGUAUGCGGACGUGGUACCCGUCAGGCUGAAUCAGGAAUCCAAGUCGGCAUUCAUCUCCAUCAUGCGAGGGUGCGAUAACAUGUGCAGCUACUGCAUCGUUCCCUUCACUCGAGGCAGAGAGCGGAGCCGACCGAUAUCUUCAAUUCUAGAAGAAGUCAGGAUUCUCUCAGAUCAGGGUGUCAAGGAAGUGACGCUGCUCGGCCAGAACGUCAACAGCUACCGUGACACCUCAGAGGCGACCUACUACGGGCACGGGACAGCCCCUGAUACAGCCGACCCCUCCACCCACCUGGCCAGGGGUUUCAGCACCAUCUACAAGCCCAAGACGGGCGGCCGGCGCUUCGCCGACCUCCUCGAGAAGGUCGCCCAAGUGGACCCCGAGAUGAGGGUGAGGUUCACCUCGCCGCACCCCAAGGACUUCCCUGACGAGGUGUUGCACCUGAUCCGAGACUGCGACAACAUCUGUAAGCAGGUCCACAUGCCGGCGCAGAGCGGUAGCACGGAGGUCCUGAAGAGGAUGCGGAGAGGCUACACGAGGGAGGCAUACCUGGAUUUAGUGGCACACAUCCGGAGCACAAUUCCACAGGUAUCCCUCAGCAGUGACUUCAUCACGGGAUUCUGCGGCGAGACAGAAUCCGAACACGAAGACACCCUGUCCCUUCUACGCUUGGUCCGCUACAACUACGCCUUUCUGUUCGCCUACAGCAUGAGAAAGAAAACCCACGCCUAUCACCGGAUGCAAGACGACGUCCCUGAAGAGGUGAAGCAGAGACGAUUGCGUGAAGUCAUAGCGCUGUGCAGGGAGGGCAUGGCCGAGGCGAAUGCUGAACAACUGGGCCGGCGGCAGUUGGUUCUUAUUGAAGGGGUCAGUAAGAGGUCAGAUGAGGAUCUAGUCGGACGGAACGACGGAAACAUUAAAGUUGUUUUCCCCGACGUUAAAGUUCCCUGCAGUAUAAGCGAUAAAUCCUAUUCUACAUCACUGAAACCUGGUGACUACGUAGCAGUCCAUAUUGACAGCUGUAAUUCUCAAGUUCUGAAGGGAAGUCCCCUGUACCGCACCACCCUGAAAAAUUUCCACCGCACUGAGCAAGCGGCUGAUGCCUGGCACUCUGCAGAAGUCAACAGGUAGCCAGGGUUUCUUAUAUUGUUUUGUUGUUGUUGUUUCAUAUGAUCAUCGCACACAAAAGUAAAGAAUACAUGUGAGGCGUUUGGAAAAAACUGAGACCCAAUGAGCACAGGCUGUAGUAGAAAGAAAUGCCCCCCCCCAAAAAAAAAAACCGAAUGGAGCUGAUUUCUUUUUUCAAUUUCCAGAUUUAUUGAUAUUUUUAAUCUGUCACGUCUACUACACAUAGUUUAAAAGAAAUACUAUAAUAAUCCUGGAAUAAAAGUGUUUUUUUUUAGGAAAAACAAUUGGCAUCUUUCAUUUUCAUGAAACAGGCGAAACUUUCAAGCCAUUUUCUCAAGCUUUUACUUUUGUUCACAUGUCGAUAAAUUGCAAACUUUAACUUGCCUUAACUUGACAGGCCUUAACUUGUCAAUGGAAUGUCGGAUUGAAGCUGGCAUUGGCUGGCAUUGGCUGAUUCGCAGUUGAAAGAAGAGCGGUUAUAUAAUGCAUGCAUGCACAAGGUGCACUCUUACACGAAAGGGCAAUAUGUUUCAUGCUACAGAGAGAGUUGUUGACUGUCUACACUGGACAAACAAUGCUGAUGAUCUCCCACACGUAGGGACUGAAUUUCUCAUACAGAUUUCAAGAAAAGACGACGCAGAUUCUGAUGAUAGUCCUUUUCAUAAAAUUCAAUUCAAAAUGUAUUUAUGAAUGCCAGUGAAAAAAUGUCACGACCGCAUCGUCUCUGUAAAAACACCUGUUAAUUCUGCCGUGACCACGCCCUUUAAUUAGCCCAUCAUAAUUGUAAUGAAGGUACAUUGUACACAUUUUGAUUAAAAUUAUAAAAAAAAUAAAAUAGGAAAAUUAUGAAAUAUUUGUGUCUGAAGCUCAAUAAAAUAAAUUAUUACUUCUAUGAUGAGGUCCGCCCAUUUAUGUCAACAAACACAUCGUUGCAAACACGUCUGUUUUGUGAUUUUCAAACAAUUGUAUUUUUUUGUUUUUUAAUGUUCCAGUAACUUUACACUCGUGCACAUUUCCCAAUAUUCCUUCCAAAAGCACUGGCGUGUUCUUUAAACAUUGUCUGUUGUCCCUCUUGCUGAGAUAACUUCAAUUUCGGCUCAAGUGUCAAAUUUCUAUCAAAGCAGGCAAAAUGUGUCCUGCCCGUCAAUACAUCUCUGUCCGUUUUGUGAUUCUAGAGACAUUCAUACUGCAGGGUACGACGUAAACAUCUUAGAGUACCAAAUGUCUGGUUUCUUUUGGCAUACCAUAAAUUUUAUAGUCCUUGAAAGGCC